AUGAAUCAUAAUAACAUCUUCCAUCAAUAUUGUCUUCAAAGAGUUCCCAUUAUCUAACCUCAACAAAUUUAUCAAAACAUACCUUUAUAUUCCAAACCAAUACACCCUUCCAAUUCACAUCAUAUGCCCAUGUCUUAUAAAAAUUUGGAUUUUAAAUCCUUGGAUAGGUAGUAACCUCCCAGACUAAAGUAGUUCGGAAACUUCAUAGAAUUCUAUAUUUAAUGAUAAUCAGAGUUGUUGUUGUUUUCAAUGCGGCAAAUCCAAUAAAAAACUUAAGAGUCUUUCAAAGUAAUUCAUUCCUUUUCACACUCAAAUGUCCGUUCUUAGAAAAAUUAGAAUGAUUAAAAGAUUUUAAAAUGCUGUCUAUUGCAUUAUUUAUUUAAUUCAAAAAAGAAGAAAGUUAAAAAAAAAAGAAAAACAAAAAAAAAUGUAUAGAUUCAAAACUAAACUUAAUUUUGAUUACUCCCCUCUAAUGCCUCCUUAAUAAUAGUAACUUUAAUCAAUUUAAUGUGAUGACAAAUAAUAUUUGCAAAAUCAUAAUUUGUCAUCUUUUUAGGCUAAAAUCAUAGAUAAUAAACUUAAAUAAAGACAAUCAAUUAGAGUUUAUUUAUAAUAGAAAUUAUAUGAAAAAGGUAUUUAUCUCUCAAUAUUAAAUAGAUACUUAAUAUGCUUUACCCAAAAUUCAUAAAAUCACUACUAAUUCCUUUACUAAUAUUUAACCAUUAAGAUUUUGUAAAAAUGAAGAAUAAAAAUCUUCACAUGUGUCUACACAAAUCAAAAUCACUCCACCCUAAACUGAAUAUAGUCCAACGACAUUCCAUAAUUAUUCUCCAUAUUUUCGCAACAUUACAUCUAGAAAUCAAGUUGAUAGCAUUUUUCAAAAUUCUUUUAGCAAAACCCCCAGAACUAUGAUUAAAAGUAUUUCAUCAGAAUAGCUCAUCUAAAAUUAACUAAAGCAUCAAUCUCACUCUAGAAAAAAUACUCCAACAGUAUUAAAGGGAAUUUCUUGAUUGUUUAUUUUGUUGUAACAUAAUAAUAUUUUCUUAACAUUACCUUUUUAUUAACUCAACUUCAUUAAUUCAUUUCCAAUCAAAAUAUAUUUAUUAUAAAUUAUAACAACAAUGAAUAGAACUCGUAGAUAAGAAUUAUUUCAAUUAGUUAACAAAAAACAAAGUUUUCUAUCUCCUUCAAUCAAAAAAACAUCCAAUAAUAAACCUUUUAGAAAAUAAAGUUGUAGAUGUUCAGAGUGUGGAAAUAUAGGGUUUUUCUAAGAUAGAUAAAAUGCUUUACAUCCAUAACCAUAUAUAAGGGCUCAUCAUUGUAAAAAGAAGAAAAGAAGAAUGCAAAGAAGAAAAGGUACUUAUGUUACUUCUUCCAGUUUAAAUAUUGGAGAUCAUAAAAUAACACAUUAAUCAUCAACAAUAACAAUAAAUCAAAAAAGGCAAAAACUAUAAUUGUGACUUCAUAAACUUAAGAAUCUAUAUAAAAAUGUAAAAGAUUAUUAACAAAAGAUGAUUAGCCUAUUAAUUAUGAGUUCUUUUAUAAUAAUGAAUUAAAAUAUUCCAAAGGCAUUAUGGAUAUGUCAUAAUACUCUUAAAAUUCUGAAACUGCUUUGCUUUCAUUCAUUCAUAUAACUAAAUCACCUAGUUUUGCAUUUAAUAGUUAUAAAAAUAUAAUUAAUGAAUCAAGAACUAGUUCAAGUGAUGAAUAAAAUGAAAAAGAAUCUAACUAAAAACAUUUAUAAUUAAAAACUCCACAAAUCAAAACAAAAAAUAUUUCUAUGCAUAAUCGAAAAGUUACUGAAGGCAUUAUACAUACAAAUAUUAAUAAAACUGUUUAAUAAUUUGUCUAAUCUUGCACCUCAAUCAAGAUGAUUAAUACUCCAAAACCUCAAAAAUAAAUUUAAUCACCAUAAAUUAAUUCAAAAAAGGAAUCUAACAAAUUUUCUGUUUAUUUAUUAAAUUCUCCUACAAAGGCACUCUUUGAAAUGAAAACUCAAAUUACUUUUUAAAAAAAAAAAACUUUAAAAAAGUGA
Molecule: messenger RNA, 2035 nt
Organism: Paramecium sonneborni
Lineage: Eukaryota; Ciliophora; Oligohymenophorea; Peniculida; Parameciidae
Source: the annotation of a GenBank genome assembly